UUCCCCACGCGAGAAGGGUUUUAAGGAGGUUUUAUAGCAAAUCCAUUUUUCGACGACGACUUCGCCUCCAAGCCUGAAUCCGUCUGAUCUCGUCGUUCUCGCCGCGCUUAAUCUCCGCUCAGAAUCACCGAUCAUCGUCGAUCUUUCCUCCUUCUCCGAUCCAUGUCCGCCUCGGUUUCGGAAUCCCCGAGCUCCGAUCCAUCGACUCGUCCUCCGGAUUCCUCCCCAAUCGAGACGAAAACCCUAGAAAGCCACAAUUCCGACGAAAAGCGGAGCUCGGACCUGGUCGAGACGAAUGCAGACGGCGAAGAAGAGGCGGAGGAAGAGGAAGGGGAGUGCGGGUUUUGCUUGUUCAUGAAAGCCGGCGGUUGCAGGGACACGUUCAGCGACUGGGAGAAGUGCAUCGAAGAGGCGGAGAAGAGCAAGGAAGACAUCGUGGACAAGUGCUUCCAAGCGACCGCCGCUCUGAAGAAAUGCAUGGAGGCUCACUCCAACUACUACGAGCCAAUACUGCGGGCUGAGAAGGCGGCGGAAGAGGAGGCCAUGAAGGAAUUGGAGAGGGAGGCAGCGGUGAAGGAAGCGGAGCAGAGCUCGAGUGUGAAGCCUGCUUCCGAGGAGCGAAUAGAGACCUUGGAAGUUGCUAAUGAGUGAUUGGCUUUUGAAGGAUCGGUGACGGUCAGGCAAUUUUUCCCUUUUGAAUCUUUUGAUUACUGAGAGCAAAAUAGUGGUUCGUUUCAGCUAAUUCUGCUGAUUUUCGGAGAAUUUCCGAGGAAUGGAGAGAAUUUUUAUGUGAGGAAUACAGAUGGAACUUCUGUUACUGCCGUCGAGUUAAAUUAAACGAAUUGUUUUCGAGAUGUACUCUGGCAUUUCUUUGAUAUUUACACUAUCCAGAUUUCGUCAUAAUAAGUGUACUCUGACAUUGACUUUGGGACUUAAACUCAGUUUAUGGCUAGAAUUUUGUUUCUAAAGAGCUCAAUGCUCGUUGUUUGCCCUCAUUCCAUUGUGGUUCUCGCCAUAUUGUGGAA
Messenger RNA from Rhodamnia argentea, 1025 nucleotides. RefSeq lists its product as uncharacterized. The transcript has 2 exons. Bases 163 to 651 code for a protein of 162 amino acids. The record is from RefSeq and is a predicted model, not a curated record. NCBI's taxonomy places the organism in Eukaryota, Viridiplantae, Streptophyta, Magnoliopsida, Myrtales, Myrtaceae.